AUGAGCGCAGAAGGGGCGGAUAAGUCGCCCGGAGCGGUCAGGGCCGCCAUACAAACGACCAGCACGUCCGCCUUUCCGACAAGCCUGGACGCCUUUGGGCUACCUACCUCAUCUGCGAACAGCACCACAGCCUCGUCUACAUCCUCCCCUACGACUUCGCCCGCACUGGGACACAGCUAUGCUCCGUUCGGUGGCUUGUCCUCUGCGGAUAGCUCCAAUCAGUCGCUAUGGAGUGACUAUCCGAUCGCGAGUCGGCGGUCAUUCCACACCGUCGCACCGAGGAAGCACAGCGCGCUGGCCAGUGAAGUGACGGCAAGCGCGAUGGCUGCUUCACAGAGUCAGCCGCUCGAGGAAGAAGAUGCAGAUAUGCUGCUCUCAGAGGACGAAGAACGCGAGCAGGGAGACUCGGACGAGCUCAAGGAGGUUUUGCUCGGUCCCAUGCAGCCUGCCAAUGGCAUAACACCUUUCUCGACACCGUCGCAUCCUCACAGACUGCGUCAUUCGUCCGCCUCGUCCUCGAGCUCCUCCUUCUCGAGCAAAGAGAUGACGGGCCCGAUUCUGUUCAGCGGACUGGAGCGGAGAUUGUCGAGCUCGACCGUACCACCUCUCAUGCUGUGCACCGAGGACAAACGUACGUUCAAUCCGCUCAAUCCGCCGCCAGCUUCAAACGCUCUGCUUCCACCCAUCAGCCGCGCCGAAAGCGAUUCUCCUGGAGGCGGCAUGCAAGCCUCGCCGCCCUUGAGCGCUCCACGGCUGCCAUUUGCGCUUCAACCACCGCCGGGCCGUCUCGCUCUAGACGGCCAAUCUCUGGACGAUAUGAACAGUCUCAACGCAGAUGCGCCGCCUGUCACUCCGACGGAACCGAGGCAAAUAUCGAACAGCAUACACACUCAAUCUGAGCUCGGCAAGAGCUUAGACUCUUCUAUUGCGUUCAUGCACGAUAACCCGCCGUCUACACCCGAUCAUGCGGAUGCUGGAUUCCGCAGUCCUGAUGACGCUGUUCCCGCACGUCGUGUCGUCAGACGCUCAAAUCUGAUCCCGAAAGCUAAGUCACACAUGAGAGUGAUGGCGCAGAUGCGGGGAGAGCAAGGGCGACCCGAUGACGAAGAGAUUGCGUCCGAAGCUGCCCUCCAUCGAUUGCAAAAGUCGGCAGCAUCCCAUCUGACGCCUCGCCAUAUGCGUGGUCCCAGAUCUAGCUCCUCUGUCUCUCACACGCACAACCGGUUCCCAGAGUCGGCCGACGACGACGCAGAACGGGACGAUGACGAGGACAGCAGUGCUAGUGAAACUGGUACGGUCGAUAUGGGCUCUGACGAACCUUCCACACGCUCACAAAGUGUGCCGCCCUUCGAUCUCAGCCUGGAUCGCUACAAGGCCGAAGAUGAAGCGGCCGCUGCUGCCCGGCGAGCCACUGCAAAGUGGAUGGGUUUCCGCGAUCAGACAUCACGGACCAGCACUUCUCGAGAUCCGGAGGAGAUGGCAUCCGCGCUGAGUACGCCCGUUAGCGCGGGCAGACCAGGCAAGCGGAAGGUCACCGAUAGCGAGCGGUUUGAGCCGUACUCCACUAUGGCCUUCAAGCGCCGUGCUGUCUCGCCCACAACUUCAAUCAGUCCAGGACCGCUAGCGUCGCCCGUUCUCACUUACUCGACUGCUAUCUCACCUCUGCCUGCCCUGCCGAGCCUUGGCAUGCUUGCCAAUCCAACUCUACCCAUCACGAUUCCGGUAAGCCCGAGCAACGCGACGAGCUACUUGCAGUCUUUGCAAAGCUCGCGCAGCCGUGCUACUUCUCCGGGCACGGCCUCGAGCUUGUCUUCAUCAGCCGGACGCCCAUCUGCCCUCAGUAUGCUACACGGAAAGCUUGCCAGCGAUCGUGAUGAAGAGCGGUCAAACAAGCUUGGCAAUGCCGGCGAUAAGCUCGUCCACAUGCGACUUGAAUAA
Molecule: messenger RNA, 1938 nt
Organism: Mixia osmundae IAM 14324
Lineage: Eukaryota; Fungi; Basidiomycota; Mixiomycetes; Mixiales; Mixiaceae
Exons: 2
Coding region: 1-1938 (645 amino acids)
Source: RefSeq, a predicted model, not a curated record